CUUCCUGUUUUCUGCCACUUACAGUGCAUGGCGGCUUAUCCUAAUUCUGUGCUGAAGUGAGGUGGGAAAUCUGUACAAUAAUCCAGCAUCAGUAAGACAGACAAGGUCUGCAGGCGAUAAGGAAUCCACCAUGAAUGGGCAGCUGGAUUUAAGCGGGAAGCUGAUCAUCAAAGCUCAGCUUGGGGAAGAUAUUAGGAGAAUUCCUAUUCAUAAUGAAGAUAUCACCUAUGAUGAAUUGGUGCUAAUGAUGCAAAGAGUUUUUAGAGGAAAACUUCUGAGCAAUGAUGAAGUCACAAUAAAAUAUAAAGAUGAAGAUGGAGAUCUUAUAACAAUUUUUGAUAGCUCAGAUCUUUCCUUUGCAAUUCAAUGCAGUAGGAUACUGAAGCUGACAUUGUUUGUGAACGGACAACCAAGACCCCUAGAAUCUAAUCAGGUGAAAUACCUGCGUCGAGAGCUGAUAGAACUUCGCAAUAAAGUCAAUCGUUUACUGGACUGUUUAGAACCACCAGCUGAACCAGGGCUUUCCACUAAUCUGCCUGAAAGUGAUGCUGUAGAUGGUAGGGAAGAAAAGCCUGCUGCUGCUGACUCUAAUGUUAAGCCAUCUACUCAAGUUAUAGCAGCAAGCAUGUCUGCAUUUGAUCCGCUAAAGAACCAGGAUGAAAUCAGCAAGAAUGUCAUGUCAGCGUUCGGCUUGACAGAUGACCAGGUGUCAGGACCACCCAGUGCCCCUGCAGAAGAGCGAUCAGGAACACCGGACAGCAUUGCUUCCUCCUCUUCUGCAGCCCACCCACCUGGUGUUCAGGCACAGCAGCCACCGUACCCCGGAACACAGCCACAGACUGGUCAGGUGGAGGGUCAGAUGUACCAACAGUACCAACAGCCUGGUUAUCCUGCUCAGCAGCCGCAGGCUCAGCCCCAGCAACAGUACGGUAUGCAGUACCCAGCCGGCUACAGCCAGCAGCAGCCCCCCUCGCAGCAAGCCCAGCAGUUCCCGGCCUACAGCCCCGGCACCUUCCAGCCGCGGCCCGGCUUCACCCCGCCGCCCGGCAGCACCAUCACCCCCCCGCCCAGCGGGGCCAACCCCUACGCCCGAAACCGGCCGCCCUACGGCCCCCAGGGCUAUGCCCAGCCGGGACCUGGCUACCGGUAAGGAGGUGCCGCCCGGCACCGGCGACUCCAUCCCGACAGA
Messenger RNA from Charadrius vociferus (killdeer), 1189 nucleotides. It is a transcript of the gene TFG, whose product is annotated as TRK-fused gene. NCBI's taxonomy places the organism in Eukaryota, Metazoa, Chordata, Aves, Charadriiformes, Charadriidae. Gene Ontology annotation, molecular function: identical protein binding. Gene Ontology annotation, cellular component: endoplasmic reticulum exit site. The record is from RefSeq and is a predicted model, not a curated record. The coding region runs from base 131 to 1150 and encodes 339 amino acids. Gene Ontology annotation, biological process: endoplasmic reticulum to Golgi vesicle-mediated transport; COPII vesicle coat assembly. The transcript is spliced from 9 exons.